AUGAUUGUUCUAGAAUGGCUAUUCCUCACAAUUGCUCCUUGUGAUGCAGCGGAACCAUGGCAAUUAGGAUCUCAAGACGCAGCAACACCUAUAAUGCAAGGAGUAAUGGACUUACAUCACGAUAUCUUUUUCUUCCUCAUUCUCAUUUUGGUUUUCGUAUCACGGAUCUUGGUUCGCGCUUUAUGGCAUUUCCACUAUAAAAAAAAUCCAAUCCCGCAAAGAAUUGUUCAUGGAACUACUAUCGAGAUUCUUCGGACCAUAUUUCCUAGUAUCAUCCCGAUGUUCAUUGCUAUACCAUCAUUUGUUCUCUUAUACUCAAUGGACGAGGUAGUAGUAGAUCCUGCCAUUACUAUCAAAGCUAUUGGACAUCAAUGGUAUCGGACUUAUGAGUAUUCGGACUAUAACAGUUCCGAUGAAGAGUCACUCACUUUUGACAGUUAUACGAUUCCAGAAGAUGAUCCAGAAUUGGGUCAAUCACGUUUAUUAGAAGUGGACAAUAGAGUGGUUGUACCAGCCAAAACUAAUCUACGUAUUAUUGUAACACCUGCUGAUGUACCUCAUAGUUGGGCUGUACCUUCCUCAGGUGUCAAAUGUGAUGCUGUACCUGGUCGUUCAAAUCAGACCUCUAUUUCGGUACAACGAGAAGGAGUUUACUAUGGUCAGUGCAGUGAGAUUCGUGGAACUAAUCAUGCCUCUAUCGUCGUAGAAGCUGUUCCUAGGAAAGAUUAUGGUUCUCGGGUAUCCAAUCAAUUAAUCCCCCAAACCAACCAAACCGGGGAAGCUUAA
Molecule: messenger RNA, 786 nt
Organism: Vitis vinifera (wine grape)
Lineage: Eukaryota; Viridiplantae; Streptophyta; Magnoliopsida; Vitales; Vitaceae
Source: the annotation of a RefSeq genome assembly